Cygnus atratus (black swan) is the source of this 2634-nucleotide messenger RNA. RefSeq names its product protein kinase C beta (gene PRKCB). The record is from RefSeq and is a predicted model, not a curated record. Gene Ontology annotation, molecular function: ATP binding; zinc ion binding; diacylglycerol-dependent serine/threonine kinase activity. The transcript has 17 exons. The coding region runs from base 1 to 2013 and encodes 670 amino acids. Gene Ontology annotation, biological process: protein phosphorylation. Lineage: Eukaryota; Metazoa; Chordata; Aves; Anseriformes; Anatidae.
AUGGCCGAGCCGCCGGCGGCGCCGGGCCCCGAGGGCGAGGAGGGCCCGGUGCGCUUCGCCCGCAAGGGCGCCCUGCGGCAGAAGAACGUGCACGAGGUGAAGAACCACAAGUUCACGGCGCGGUUCUUCAAGCAGCCCACCUUCUGCAGCCACUGCACCGACUUCAUCUGGGGCUUCGGGAAGCAGGGCUUCCAGUGUCAAGUUUGCUGCUUCGUCGUGCACAAGCGGUGCCAUGAGUUCGUUACCUUCUCGUGCCCCGGCGCUGAUAAGGGCCCUGCCUCUGAUGAUCCCCGGAGCAAACACAAGUUUAAAAUCCACACGUAUUCCAGCCCCACCUUCUGUGACCACUGCGGGUCGUUGCUGUAUGGGCUCAUUCACCAGGGGAUGAAAUGUGACACCUGCAUGAUGAACGUGCACAAGCGCUGCGUGAUGAACGUCCCGAGCUUGUGUGGGACGGACCACACCGAGCGCCGGGGCCGGAUAUACAUCAGGGCCGACAUCGAGAAGGAUGUUCUAACCGUUGUAGUAAGAGAUGCUAAAAACCUAGUUCCUAUGGAUCCUAAUGGCUUGUCAGAUCCCUACGUGAAGCUUAAAUUAAUCCCUGACCCCAAAAAUGAAAGCAAACAGAAGACCAAAACUAUAAAGUGCUCCCUGAAUCCUGAGUGGAAUGAGACAUUUAAAUUCCAACUGAAAGAGGCAGACAAAGACAGAAGGUUGUCUGUGGAGAUUUGGGACUGGGAUCUGACCAGCAGGAAUGAUUUCAUGGGCUCCUUGUCUUUCGGGAUUUCCGAGCUGCAGAAGUCUGGUGUUGAUGGAUGGUUUAAGCUGCUGAGCCAGGAGGAGGGAGAGUACUUCAACGUGCCUGUGCCUCCCGAGGGAGAAGAAGGAAACGAGGAACUGAGGCAGAAAUUUGAGAGAGCCAAGAUUGGCACAGGGUCCAAGGCUGCAGAUGAGAAGACAACAAAUGCCAUUUCUAAGUUCGAUAACAACGGGAGCAGAGAUCGGAUGAAACUUUCAGAUUUCAAUUUCCUGAUGGUGCUGGGAAAAGGAAGCUUUGGAAAGGUCAUGCUGGCAGAGAGGAAGGGCACCGACGAGCUCUAUGCCGUUAAGAUCCUGAAGAAGGAUGUUGUUAUCCAGGACGAUGAUGUAGAGUGCACCAUGGUCGAGAAAAGAGUGCUGGCUCUCUCCGGGAAGCCUCCGUUCCUGACCCAGCUUCACUCUUGCUUUCAGACGAUGGAUCGCUUGUAUUUUGUGAUGGAAUACGUGAAUGGUGGGGACUUAAUGUACCAGAUCCAGCAGGUUGGGAGGUUUAAAGAGCCACAUGCUGUAUUCUACGCUGCAGAAAUAGCCAUUGGCCUCUUCUUCCUGCAAAGCAAAGGCAUCAUUUAUCGGGACCUGAAGCUGGACAACGUGAUGCUGGACAGCGAAGGGCACAUCAAGAUCGCCGACUUCGGCAUGUGCAAGGAGAACAUUUGGGACGGGGUCACUACCAAGACCUUCUGCGGCACCCCUGACUACAUCGCACCCGAGAUAAUUGCUUAUCAGCCCUAUGGGAAGUCGGUGGACUGGUGGGCAUUUGGAGUCCUGCUCUAUGAAAUGUUAGCUGGCCAGGCUCCCUUUGAGGGAGAAGACGAAGACGAGCUCUUCCAGUCCAUCAUGGAGCACAACGUGGCCUACCCCAAGUCCAUGUCCAAGGAGGCGGUGGCGAUCUGCAAAGGGCUGAUGACCAAGCACCCUGCCAAGCGGCUGGGCUGUGGCCCAGAAGGGGAGCGGGACAUCAAGGAGCACGCCUUCUUCCGCUACAUCGACUGGGACAAGCUGGAGCGCAAAGAGAUUCAGCCUCCCUUCAAGCCAAAGGCUAAAGACAAACGAGACACUUCCAACUUCGACAAAGAGUUCACCAGGCAGCCUGUGGAGCUGACGCCCACCGACAAACUCUUCAUCAUGAACUUGGACCAGAACGAGUUUGCUGGAUUCUCCUACACUAACCCGGAAUUUGUCAUUAACGUGUAGUCGCGGUGCAGACGCUGCCCUCCCUGCUCCCGCAGCCAGAAACUUCAGCUCGCCUUGUAAAUACCGACACUAGUCUUCCGGGAUCAGCAGUGCAUACAUACAUACCCUCAUCAAAACACGACGACCGCUUGUUUUAGGAGGCCUCUGUAUGUGUGUGACACUUGCUAGCUUGGGUUCCCUAGCUGGAAAUGUGCGGGGUUUUGAGUUAACAAGCAGUAAUACUUCUAGGAACUGUAGUUGGUGGUGACUAAUAGAGUUUUUAAACAGAAAUAUACCAAAUUGCUACAGUCUUUGUAAUUUUUGAAAUCAGAUGCUGAAAUUCUGGUGAACUUAGGUAUUCACAAAUUGUUUCCGUUGAAUGCUAAGCAUGGUUGAUAUUUUAAACCGUUGUGCUGAAGCUUGCAAUGACUGUGAACGUGUCUUAGAAGAGCCUUUUGUUCGAGACAUGGAUACAUUUGAUCAGUGUGGAAAAGUCUGCUUGUAGACAUACUUAUAUUUUUAAAUGCCUUGUACAUACAGUCACACCGGCUCCCUGAAGCUGUCUUCCUCCUUAGCCUGCUGUAAGUGUGUGCAUUUCACCACAUCCCUUCCUAUUACUCAGGCAUUAAGACCACAAAAUGA